Guillardia theta CCMP2712 is the source of this 1568-nucleotide messenger RNA. RefSeq lists its product as hypothetical. The record is from RefSeq and is a predicted model, not a curated record. Lineage: Eukaryota; Cryptophyceae; Pyrenomonadales; Geminigeraceae. The coding region runs from base 11 to 1474 and encodes 487 amino acids. The transcript has 13 exons.
AGCAUCUUCAAUGGGUUCACGGGCAAGGAGUGGGCAUCUGGCCCCUGAUUUUAUGAUUCUCAACCGACGGAAGGCUGAGGAUCAGCGAAGAGUGUUUGACGAGAAGUGUAAAUCUGAUGCUUCUGUUGAACGGUUCGCGCACUGGGAGCACAAGACCGCAGGGAAGAUUGAGAGGAACACGGUCACCAGGAAGGUGGAAACUAUGAAGCAGGACAUGAAGGAAGAGCUGAAUGAGCGGCGAUCCAAACUUGCUGCUCUGCUGGCAGAAGAAGAUGCAAGAUACACUGCGGAGUUGAGUUCGUUUGAAGAGACCCCAGAAAUGAGAAGAGAUCGGCUGAAAGCUCGGGCACGAGAGUUGAUGCGCCGACGAGAGCAGGAGAAGCGCGAGUUUGCUGUGCUCAUGAGGGAGCGGCAGUUUCGGGAAUCUUGCGACGCUUUUCGUGAGCAUGAUGGAGAACAAUUGCUCCAUGAAUGCGUGGUUGCGCGCGAGAGAGCGUUGGAAGAGAAGGAGGAGAACAAGCAGAGGCAAAAAGAAGAGAAUGAAAUGUGGCAUAACAAGCUGCUCGAUCUUGUACGCAAAUCAGAAGAGAGGGAGAUGAACGACAAGAAUCGACAGAUGGAACUCCGGUCAGAGAUGCUUCAUACAUUGCAAGAACAGAUCCAGGAGCUACAAGCGAGAAGAGACGAAGACGAGAGGCUGAAGCAAGAAGAAGCAAGACUCAUGAGAGAACGAUUCGAGCUUGACCUCGCGGAGGCCAAGAGGAAAGAGCAUGAACGAGCAGAGAUGCAGGCAGAAAAGAAGCUGGCAGUCGCCAGACACAACGCUCUACUGCGAGCUGAGAAGGACGCAGAAAUCAGACGCCAACAGGAAGAAGACUUGAAAUUGCUUAAUGCCAUGCUGGACAAAGAAAGGCGUGCAGAGGAGGCCGAGUUGCAGUACAAGGCGCAGCUGCGUCAGCAAGCCCGGGAGUACCAGGCGCAGCUCAUUGAACUUAUGAAGAAAGAAGCCGUGGAUGAGGCGGCAAGCGAGGCGAUCAGAAAGGCAGAGCAAGAGAAGGCCUGGCGCAAACGCGAGGAGGUGUGGGAGAAAGAGAGGGCGGCACGCGAGAAGUUGAUGAAGGAGGUGCUUCAAACGCGUCGUGAACAAUUGCAACAAAGAAUCGAGCAGAACAGGAGAGAACGAGAGUUCGCUAUGGAGGAGAAGGAGCGUAUGGUGAGAGAAGUCGACGAUAUAGAGCAGCAGAACGCGCUGCAGGCUGAGAUCCGCAAGAGGAUCGCAAAGGAGCAUCAGCGGGACAUCCUGACCCAGAUCGAGGAAGCCAAGAACGCGAUGCGAAGAGAGAUGGAGAUCGCGGCCCUGGAGCUUGAGGCUUCCCGGAGGGAGGAAGCUGCAUACCAGGCAAAACUGGCCAAGGAGAUGCUGGUGCAGAAGCCACUGAAGAAUCAUGGACUAAAGAGCACGGGACUCUUCUAAUACUGCAUUCGCUCCUACCUCGUUUAUGCACUUGAGACAUUUGAUUGUUUGAGUUGGUUUACAUCCCCUUGGAAACAAAGACGAGUCCUUUCCC